UCUGUUUCUACACAGUAAAAUGUAUACAUGAUGAGCAUGCGAGUUUUAGUAUCAUUUUAUGCAGAAACUCACGCUGCAACACAUUUGCAAAAUCCCCUGUUCCUCCGAAAUCGCUUUGCAGAGGCUAGUAUGCGGUAAUUAUACAUGUACAUAUACAGAGAACUGCCGCACUAUUAAUCAAAACGUGCUUUCAUGGGAAGCGCAACUGCGCCUAUUUGCUUAUUCAUCAACCAAAUCUAUAUAUUUUAACAUGUUUCCACCACGCAAUAAAAGAGUAGUGUUUUCAUUGGAAAGGUAUUGCAAAUCUAUUCACGUCAAAUUUAUAAAUUGAAAUUAAACGUCCAUGCUGUACAACUUAGAAGUUAUGCAACAUUAAGCAUAAUUUAGAUGUAAAAUUUGUGCGUUGCUUUAACCAGUUUAAAGUUGCGUCAAUAAAGUUGGCUACAUUUAAAAAAAAAAACGUAAAUAUUGUAUAUCAUUGUGUUUGCAACGUGUGAUGAAAAUGUUUUCUAUGAGCCAAGAUUCACUGAAUCAUAUAUCAACUUAGACCAGUUUAAUGCACGUCGAGGAAACAGUUAGGCCUAACUAAAAAUCCUGUAAAUUAAGGUCGCUUUGAGUUAGCGAAUGCUAGGUUGGAUGGAGCUACAGAACAUUUAAACACUUUUAUUGGGUCCACAGUCAUAUCCGUGGUAGACAUAUUCUCCUGAACGUCAAAAAACGAUCGAACAGAGGAGGCCUUCCCAGGAACUCGGUAAUUGACGGUGUGCUGUAUCGUCCCAGCAUUAACAAUGUGUGUACUACUGCAGACUGUGUCACUUCAGCUGCUCGACUCCUUCAGAACAUGAAUCCCAAGGUGGAACCUUGCCAAAACUUCUACCAGUAUGCCUGCGGGGGCUGGCUGGACAGACACGUGAUCCCAGAGACCAGCUCCCGGCAUAGCAUCUUUGACAUCCUGAGGGACGAGCUGGAGAUCGUGCUGAAGGGGGUCCUGGAAACCCAGAGUGAUCUGGACCGAGAGGCCUUCAAAAAAGCGAAGACCCUGUACAGUUCCUGCAUGAAUGAGAGCCUAAUUGAGCAGCGUGAUUCCCAGCCUCUGCUGAAGCUUAUCGACUCCAUUGGGGACUGGCCUGUGGCCUCAGAGGAGUGGAACAGCACAGGAGGUGAGCCGUGGAGUCUGGAAGACACCUUAGCCAUCCUCAAUGCUCGCUUCCACAAGAAGGUUCUGGUGGACCUGUUUGUGUGGACGGACGAUCGUGAUUCCAGCCGACACAUCAUCUAUAUCGAUCAGCCUGGGCUAGGGAUGCCGUCAAGGGAUUAUUACUUCAAUGAUGGAAACUACAAAAAGGUACGAGAGGCCUACUUCAAGUUUAUGGUGUCCAUGGCAAAGAUUGCCAGGGAGGACAAGAACCUGACGCAGGAUGAUGAACAUGUCUGGGAGGAGAUGACACUGGUGAUGGAGCUGGAGACUGACAUUGCUAAUGCCACGUCCCCCUCUGAAGAGCGACAGGAUGUCACGUUGCUCUACAACAAGAUGACGCUUAGUGAGGUGCAGGAGACCUUCAACCUGAAUGGCUUCAACUGGACUCGGUUCGUGCGGGGUGUGCUUUCCAGUGUGGGCCUCGAUGCGCAACUGGAGGAAGAGCUGGUGGUAUAUGGCUACCCCUACCUACAGAAGCUGAGUGAUGUGCUUGUGAAACACGACACAAGAACUCUCCAGAACUACCUCACUUGGCAGCUCAUUAUCGAACGGGUUAGCAGCCUGAGUCGGCGUUUCAAGGAGGCGCGAGCUCACUACAGGAAGGUACUGUAUGGCACGACGGUUGAGGAGGCACGCUGGCGAGACUGUGUGCGCUACGUGCAGAGCAGCAUGGAGAACGCGGUGGGGGCCCUCUAUGUCCGCGAGACCUUCGCUGGGGAGAGCAAACGCAUGGUAAAGGACCUGAUCAGCAAGAUUCAGGAAGCCUAUGUGGAGACACUUGAAGAGCUGACCUGGAUGGAUGCACAGUCUAAGGAGAAGGCCAGAGAGAAGGCUCUCUCUAUCAAGGAACAGAUAGGAUAUCCUGACCACAUCCUGGAGGAAGGAAAUCAGAAGUUGGACCAGGAGUAUGCUCAUCUGAACUUCAGUGAGGAAAACUACUUUGAGAACAUUCUGGAGAACCUGCGCGCUGGGGCACAGAAGAGUCUGAGGAAGCUGAGAGAACCAGUGGAUCCUGACUUAUGGAUCAUUGGAGCUGCAGUCGUCAAUGCUUUCUACUCUCCUAACAGAAACCAGAUAGUUUUCCCUGCAGGGAUCCUGCAGCCCCCGUUCUUCAGUAAACACCAGCUCCAGGCCCUCAACUUUGGUGGCAUAGGGAUGGUUAUUGGACAUGAGAUCACCCACGGCUUUGAUGAUAACGGGCGGAACUUCGACAAAGAUGGCAACAUGAACAACUGGUGGAGUAACUAUUCAGCAGAACAUUUCAAGGAGCAAUCACAGUGCAUGGUUCAGCAGUAUGGGAACUUCUGCUGGAAGCUUGCAGGGGGUCAGAAUGUCAGUGGCAUCAGCACAUUGGGGGAAAACAUAGCAGACAAUGGAGGCAUCCGGCAAGCAUACAAGGCAUACAUGAAGUGGGCGGAGAGAGAGGAGGAGGAGCCACGACUUCCAGGCUUGGAGCUGGACCACAAGCAGCUCUUCUUCCUCAACUUUGCCCAGGUGUGGUGCGGCUCCUAUCGCCCCGAAUAUGCCAGCCAAUCUAUCAAGACGGAUUCACACAGCCCCCUAGAGUACAGAGUCAUGGGUUCCCUGCAAAACUUUGAUGCUUUUUCAGAGGCAUUUCACUGCAAGCAAGGCAGCCCCAUGAACCCUUCGGUGAAGUGCCGGGUGUGGUAGCCAGGGAAGGGUGGUGUAGGUGGUGUAGGUGG
This is a messenger RNA of Brienomyrus brachyistius, 2901 nucleotides long. It is a transcript of the gene mmel1, whose product is annotated as membrane metallo-endopeptidase-like 1. The record is from RefSeq and is a predicted model, not a curated record. Gene Ontology annotation, cellular component: plasma membrane. Bases 842 to 2869 code for a protein of 675 amino acids. NCBI's taxonomy places the organism in Eukaryota, Metazoa, Chordata, Actinopteri, Osteoglossiformes, Mormyridae. Gene Ontology annotation, molecular function: metalloendopeptidase activity. Gene Ontology annotation, biological process: protein processing. The transcript is spliced from 24 exons.